GCAGUAGUAGCCCUAUGUAUGUACUUAGACAGCUGCUGAAAGUACAAAACAUAACCUCAAAAAUAUUCAUAGUACGUUCGGAUUAUCAUGUGUUAUUAAAACUUUUGUUUUCUUUUAUAAGUUAAAACGACUUGUUAGUUAUAAAAAUGAAAUCUAAGUCAUUUGACUUAAAAAUAAAUUCCAUUGACAAAAACUCAUUGGACAGGACAGCUGAGUUUGCUGGCUUUUAUAAAUCUGCAGCUGAAACGAAUAAACUUGGCGCGGAGAAACGCAAAUCUGAUGGAGUCGUGACUAAAGAAAAUACAAAAACGAAAACGGUCAGCGUGAAACCAGAAACACCGAUUAAAAACAAAAAGCGGAACAAGCAAGAGCCGAUAGAUAUAUCGCAGAUCAACAUUGAUGGCUCUACCUUAGGCACAAGUUUUCCUCGAGCCAAUUCUGCUCAUGAAAUUAAAACUUCCACUCCUAACUCUAAUGGUAAAGGUCACGAACAAGGUGGAAAAGUCAAGUCGAUAAUGAAGAACAAACCCCCAGUUGAACAGUCUCCAGAUAGUGCCAGGUCCCAGUUAUCCGGCGGGAAACCUAAGAAAAGGAACAAGUCAGUCAGCUUCAUGUUAGAUGAUCACGAGGAGGUAGUAGUAAAGAGGACCAAGUCUGAUGACUCCAAAAUUAAUCAAAAACUUGACUCCAAUGCAACUAUUGUGAAAGACAGGAACAAGAAUGUCAAAAGUAUAAAAAAAUAUCAACAGUCUGAGAAGGAGAACAAAGCUGCUGAAGUUAACAAUCAGAAUACGGAAGUUGAUAAUAGUAAAGCUACACUUGAAAAAAAAACAAGUAAGUUAAAUAAAGUAAAAAAAUUAGUUGAAGUCUCUCCUUCGGGUGAUGCUAAACAUGCUCCCCAAGAAAGUAAUAAAGAAAAAAAGAAAAUAAAAAAAGUAAAGAAACAAAUGUCACAGCAAACAGAUACAGAUGUCCACAACAAUGAGACAUCUGCUGAAGUUAAAACAAAAAAAGGUAAAAAGACAAAAACUAAGCCUCUCCCAGCUGAAACAUCACAGGCUGAGGGAGAGCCGGCACCUAAAUCCCGCAAAAAAGAAGCCAACCCUGACAUUGCUGAGGACUUGGAGAACUUGAGCAUUGGAGACAAUGCACAUACACUGUCAAACCUGCUUGAUGAAAUGACUGUAGUGGAUAAAGAAAAGCGGAAAAUGUUGAAGAAAAAGUUCAAUAAGAAUAAGAAACCAAAAGGCCCUCAGAGUUCCAAGAAAGAGAAUGCGGAGAAAAUUGAAGAAGUAAAGGAGAAGAUAAAGUGGAAGAAGAGGAAAUGGAACAAGGAUAAGAAGGGGGAAUUGAAUGAGGAUGGCUUGUCCAACACACUGGUUGUGGAGCACCUGCCCCUGUCUAUGAUGUUAAACUAUAAGAAGAUACUAACUGAACAUUUUGUUAAGCAUGGAGCUAUUAAGAAAAUUGGUAUUGCAGAGGUGUACCCCACAGAAGAGUCGAGGCCUGUAUUUACCACUACAAUCAGCUUCCAAAAUGAUGCUAGUGCUGAGCAGGCACUAGAAGAAAAUAAUUCGUAUUUGGAAGGCAGCCGCAUCCAGGUGAAGAGGCCACUCCCCGCUACACAGACGACAGUCGUCGUCCGGUCGUAUGCAGAGCUCACUGACCAGACAAUAUGUACCACCUUCCUCGGCGCCGGCAGAAUCAGGAGCAUACGACAUUUAGUCAAGGGGAAGAAGAGUAUGGCAACAGCAUUUGUUGAAUUCGACGGACCGUCAGCUGUGGAGCGCGCAAUCAAGUUAGCUGGUGAUACCAAGAUUGGCGGGAAGAAAAUUCACUUGUCCAAGUUCGAGAUCCGUGCCAAGAAAGUGAAGAAAGAAAAGAGUGAAGGAGAUAGUGCUGCUGAUGCAGACAGCGAGGACUCUAACGAUUAGAUUAUAAUAUUUUCAUUCGUUUUCUAAAAAAGCCAAGAAAUUUGCAUGUACAAGUGGCAUUUAAAUAAUACUACAACACUGCCAGUAUCCACUACCGACAAGACAGCCUUUGGACCUUUCCAUUUUAUUCAUUUUCAUUCCCUUCUGGAUGUUAAUAGAAAAGCGUGACUUUUAAUAGAAAAAAAAAAAUCGAAAUGUGAUUUAUGGAUGGCACUCUAAAACUCAUUUUCAUAGCAAAAGUGGUUUAUCAAUCAGUGAUGAAAGUUUUUGUUAUCUAUAUUUUUAUACAUUUUGGUACUCAGCUCGAAUGCUCAAACAGCCACUCAAUUUUAAGAUGGUGUUAUGAUGUGUCACUACACACACAAAAUGAUAGAGAUAGCGCGAUAUUAUUAUCCUAAAAUUGUGUUUUUAACUUACACUUUUGAAUGUACUUUUAACCCUGUUUAACCGACGUGUUAUACACAAUAUAUUUUAAUAUGCAAUUAAAUAUCAACAUUAUUGUUGUUAUAAUAAAGUUUAAAAUACAGUCAAUGACUGGAAUGUUAGUACUCGUGUAUUUGUUACAAUAAAUGUAGUUUUUAACCUUUUAACAAUAAGGUCUAUAUCCCAAAAAGUACUAUGAUAGUAUUUUUGUUCAUUAUUAUUAUGAUUAAUUCCGUGUGCGCCCUCUUUAUGUAUUUUAUGACGUUUCCUAAUGUGUUGAUAAUUUUUUAAAUUGUUUGUAUAUUAAGUCGAUAUUAUGUUGAAAGGGUUGCAGCACGGGUAUUAUGGAAUAUUAUGUUAGAUGUAUGAAAAAUAAAGUUUUGAGUGACGAAUAUCGUGAAAUAAACUGACUCGUUGAAUUUGAA
Molecule: messenger RNA, 2782 nt
Organism: Spodoptera litura
Lineage: Eukaryota; Metazoa; Arthropoda; Insecta; Lepidoptera; Noctuidae
Molecular function (GO): RNA binding
Source: RefSeq, a predicted model, not a curated record